Agelaius phoeniceus (red-winged blackbird) is the source of this 765-nucleotide messenger RNA. RefSeq names its product DNL-type zinc finger (gene DNLZ). Gene Ontology annotation, cellular component: mitochondrion. Gene Ontology annotation, molecular function: protein-folding chaperone binding; zinc ion binding. Gene Ontology annotation, biological process: protein import into mitochondrial matrix; protein folding; protein stabilization. NCBI's taxonomy places the organism in Eukaryota, Metazoa, Chordata, Aves, Passeriformes, Icteridae. The record is from RefSeq and is a predicted model, not a curated record.
CAGCCUCAGGGCGCGCUGAGGGCGCAUGCGCGGUGCCAUGCAGCGCGCGCUGAGGGCGCUGCUCCGGGAGCCGCCGCCAUGGCGGCCCCGCCGCCCCCCGCCCGGCCUGAGGGUCUCGGCCCGCACCGCCCCGGGGCUUCUCUGCGAGCCUGCCCGCCCGCUCUGCACCGGCCAGGGACAGCGCUGGGGCCCGGCCCGCCCGCUCUGCACCGGCCAGGGACAGCGCUGGGGCCCGGCCCGCCCGCUCUGCACCGCCCCCGGGCCGCCGCCGGCCACGCACUAUCGCCUGGUGUACACCUGCAAGGUGUGCCAGACCCGCUCAGCCAAAUCCAUCUCUAAGGCUGCCUACCACCGAGGGGUGGUGAUCGUGACCUGUCCCGGCUGCGGGAACCACCACGUCAUUGCCGACAACCUGGGCUGGUUCUCUGACCUGGAGGGAAAGAGGAAUAUCGAGGAGAUCCUGGCAGCCAGAGGGGAGCAGGUGAGACGUGUGGCUGGGGAGGAGGCACUGGAGCUGCUGCUGGAGAGCCCUGCAGAGCCCAGGCCCCAGGCUCAGCUGGCACAGGGGGACAACGGGGAAGCCCCCCCAGAUCCUGGCAGCAAGGGACACACCUGACACGAGGGACUGUGGCCUGUGGGACACGUGACAUUGUGGUCUCUUGGACAGACCUGCCACGUGGGAUUUGGGACAUUCUGCUUGGACUCUUCACCUUCAUUCCCUGAUUUUAACUGUUUCUAAAAUAAACUCGGGUGUUGGGUUCUCUC